Molecule: messenger RNA, 2613 nt
Organism: Emericellopsis cladophorae
Lineage: Eukaryota; Fungi; Ascomycota; Sordariomycetes; Hypocreales; Bionectriaceae
Exons: 1
Coding region: 1-2613 (870 amino acids)
Source: RefSeq, a predicted model, not a curated record
AUGCCUCGCUUUGCGUUCCCGAUACCCGGCCGCAGCAAGAAGCAAGCACAACCGCCGCCGAAUGAGCCUAUGAGCAAAGCCCACAGAGUACUUGGAUCACCACAGCUCAGCCUCGACUCGAAAAGCCAGCCAUGGGACGCCAGAUCAUAUUCGGGACCAAGCGCCUCGCCGUCGGAAGCGACGGCAUCACCGACAUACGGUUCAGCACGGGGUCAACCGCGACAACACAACCGGGAGCGAGAUUGGUCCAACGAGUCCGAUAUACUACCGCACAACAGCCCGGCGGAAGGUUACGAGGAUGCGUACUCCGAUUACACGGGCAAUUUGCGAAACCAGCCCUCUUCGUCCACCAUACGGUCCUGGUACGAUCGAACGAAGCAGCCGCUGGCCGUCUCCCAGCAAACAUCAGCGUCGGCCAUGGCCAAGGGCCUCCCCUCCAAGGCUCAACGGUUAUUGGAUAUGGACAACAACCACGGUAACUUGGCGACCAAUUCGAGGCAGAAACCUGCGGACCUCGAUCUCUCGCUCGCGAUACCAGGUGGCAGAGGGAAAACACAACGUUUCCAACCGUCGGGAGGCCCUGCGGGGGCAUACGUCGCACGAUCGCCUUCAGUGUUAUCGCCCUUGACACCCGAGUGGACCAAGACACGGCGAAGGAUCCAGAAGCGGCACACCAGCGAAGAUUUGAGGCAAGAUCAUGGCAGUCAUCGUCAACCAGGGACCAACGAUGGCCAAAUGCCCGGCCCCGAGCGGCUCGAUGAGCUCCCGAGUCUGUACAAGCAUUACGAGCAAAUGUCAUUCGCUCAGAUAAUGGAUGGAACCCAAGAACCAGUAAAGACCGCUGCCAGACCAAUGCGGCAUGCGCUGUCUUCUCCGGACAGACUAGACGACGUGGAUGAGCAGGCAGCUUCGGCGGUAUUCCAUCACCAAUUGACGUACUCGCGAGACGAUGUCAGCAGAGCACCGCGUGAUAGUCACGGCACCACCACCAACACUCACUCAACGCACAGCAGCUUGUGCACGCAACGGACGCACCCGACGCAGCUUGGAUAUCCAUCGCAAUGGAAUCACCCCGUCCAGAUCGUGCACGCACCGACGCCAACCAAGGCCGAGCAUUCUCCCAUUGAUUGCGGAGAAAGCGUGUCAAGCCGGCACACGAGGACGUCCAAGGCCUCGAGGCGGACGGAAAAGAGCAUUCGGGAUGCUGAUUUGCAAGAGAAAAGUGUGCUGAUGCUCUCCUCCGACUCGGAGGAAGACGAAGAUGAUCGGGACAGUGCGCAGUCGCCAAGAAAACUGGCCUCAUCGUCUUCCGUACACACGGCGCCCUCCUUGACUGGGAGUGGCCAAACGGGAACCGACGACUUGGAGGCUGACGAUGCGCUCUAUCCAGGCGGAUUGCAGCCGGAACCGACAAGAAAACGCGUGAGCAGAGCACCAGCCGGAUUCCUUACAAUUCCCUCUCAGCCCUUGAAUAAGUCGCCUUCACCCCCCAUGUCGACGCCAUCUACGGGCGAUCCUCGAAUGAGCUGGGCUGAGCCCCUCAGCCUAGCUAAUUCCAACUCCACUGCGUCACUUUCCACCACGGCCUCGAGCGGAGGCACUGCUAUGGUACAGGAAGCCCGGGCCGUGACUCUUGUCCCAGCACAAGGGCCGGAGCCUGCAUCCGACGAAGAGUCUGACCUGGAGUACGACCGGCCGCAACACGUAAUGCGCGACUCGAUACUCCCAAGCAAGACAUUCGAGCCACAACCUUUGAGUCCCUCGUCCAUGGAGUUUUAUAUACAGUCUCCCAGGUCGGGCGACUCGGAUGAGCACUUUAUGGGGUUGACGCGCCAGGAGCAGAUGCUCAUCCAGGCACUGCGACACAGGCGGGAAACGAGGCGCCAACUACACGAGGCCGGCGGCGCCACGCAGGACAACUCGCGCGCACACUGGCGGCAGUCAAGCAAAGGACAUCGGUCAAAUACAUCCGAGGCGACCAUUACGGAAUCCACACUGAACUUUGAUUUUCCCGCGCCACCUAGCCACAAGGACAAUGGGUUGGCUGGGAUCAUGAACAGGAUACAGCAGGAUCCGAUGGAAGAUCAGCCCUCGAAUUCGCGCACAACAGAUGGUAAGGGCUUUGCCUUGUCACCACCGCCGCCUUCUUCCCGGCGGUCUGCAACCAGCCCGGCCAGCAACACCACACCGGGACUCGAGCCCACCGCCAAGCUAGACGUUGGGGCCAUCCUCGAGGCAAGAACCUACAAAUCCGAGGAGUACCUCAAGGCUCGCGCCUGCACGGGCCAGAACCCGCAGUCUCCACGGGAUAAAUUCCGUCGUCAGCGUUUGCCUGCGGAUCGAAGACGCGCGGCCAAGGAGCAGCUUGAUACGCCGACCACAUCUACCGAUCGCCGACCUGCUGUAGCCGAUGGGAAACCCUCUUCGUCGCAGCGUGUCCAACCCGACCAAGGCACCGACAUGCCCCGUCCCGAUAGCCCUAUCUCCCCAGAUGCUUUCCCCUCUGUCCCAGGACGACGCAGGACAUUGAACAGUCAAAGUGUGCGGCUGAGCGCGUUCGGACCGCCCGCGCCAGCCAACGGCGAGAUGGGCUGGUGGGGAGACGAAGAUUGA